Messenger RNA from Scheffersomyces coipomensis, 1296 nucleotides. RefSeq lists its product as uncharacterized. The coding region runs from base 72 to 1235 and encodes 387 amino acids. NCBI's taxonomy places the organism in Eukaryota, Fungi, Ascomycota, Pichiomycetes, Serinales, Debaryomycetaceae. The record is from RefSeq and is a predicted model, not a curated record. The transcript has a single exon.
UGUGUAUGAGAUUUUAAAUUUGUAGAUAUCUAUUUUGAAAAUUAGCCGCCAAUAAUAAAACUUAUCAAUUGAUGAUUUCUGGUACGAUGGAUAGGUUUCGGAAUAUCAACUUUAUCAAAGGGUUGGGAUUGGAGAGGAUUGAUGAAGAACCAGAGGAUGAAUGGUAUCAAUUGAAUGAUGAUGAUGAAAAUGAUAUUGAUAUUGAAAUUGAAAUUGAAGAUUAUGAUGAUGAACUUAGUCAACUUCAAAAACAAACUCCCAUUCCUCAUGCUCCCAAAGUUAGAAGACUAGAAAUCACCCUCCCAAAGAAUUUACCCAUCAACAUAUGUCUCAUAUUAUCCUUCGUUAUCCUCAUUCUUAAUAUAUUUUGUUUAUUUUCAUGUACUUCAGAUCGAAAUCUUGGAUGUCAACCUCAAUUCACAUUUGAAAUAACUGAUAAAACCCAAAAGGCUAAGGAUACAUUAUCUGGAUUAAGAGAAGGAUUGAAAACUAUUUCUUAUGUGGCUAAAGAUUUAAGUAUCGCCAGUUAUACCAAUGUUACUUCUUAUGAUUAUCUUAAUAUCGAUACGUUAUCAGAUGUUAAUUUGUUUAAACAUAAUUAUAAUGGAUUUUGUCGAUUUAACAAGGAAACUUUGUUAGAAACAUGUUUAAAUUCGAAUGGAAUGGAUGUGUUUUCAAGUUUGGUGCUGGAUAUUGGUUAUCAAUUAGGACAAAUUUCAAAUUCUGAAAAUCUGUUUAAUAUAGGUUCAAGUCUUGCUGAAACUUAUUCCAAUGCUUUAAAUCUUUUAGAUAUAAUUUAUUAUAAAGCACUUAAUAACGAAGAAGGAUAUUGGGAUUUAGAUAUGGAUACUCUUACUAUGAUUCAUAAUGUUCGUCAAAUGGAAACCUUUUCAAUAGCUUUAAGCAUAUUUUCAAUUAUAAUUAUGAUUUGUUCAUCAUUCAUGUGUUUAAAUUUCUUGUUGAUCAAUCUACAUUUACUAUUUACUAUAUUUAAAAAGUCAGAUAUGCAAUUAUUGAUAACAUGUGCCAUUUAUUCUAAUAUAAUUCAUAUUAUAUUUCAUUCUGUUCUAUUAUUAAUAAGAAUAACCCUUUAUGUGAGAUUAAAAAAUAAUCUUGAACAAUUAGAAUUUGCCAUUUUACGUACCGGAAGUGGAACAUAUUUAUUAUUUAGUAUUACUUUCAUAUCAGCAUUAUUACUGAUUAUUUUAUAUUUCUGUGAUAGGAAUGUUAAUUAAUUUAAAUAUCAGUAUAUAUAUAAAAUUCGAUUUUUCGCAUUAAUUUUAGUUGCAAAAAAUA